CCACGGCAGACUCUCUGCUCACUGAGCCACAGCCGCAGCUCCGUGAUUUACCUGUAGAUGGAGACAAGGCAGGUGUUUUAACAGCAGGGGGCGCUAACAGCACAGUCAGUGCUGACCCUGUGUGAACAGAAGGGGGCGUGUCAUUUACAGGAAGCUGCAGCUUCAACACUGAAAAUGAAAGCGAAAGUCAGAGCAGCUGUUGGUGUGUCAGGAGCAGAGACGGUUCUCUUAAAAGUCGUUUCUCCUUCGUUUCUCCUUCGUUUCUCCUCCUGCUGGUGUCCGGUCAGAGCCAUGCCCAGCCUGGCCCUGUGUCUGGAGGCUCUGUCGGCUCUGUCUGGGUGUCAGGUGGAAGCCGCCUCUGAGCCCUCGCCCCACACUCCACAGGACUUUGUCAACAUCGUGGCCCUGAGGGAGUUCUUCAAACAGGAGGGGCUGAAGCAGCUGGAGUACCCCAGCCUGGGAACCCUGACCCUGCAGGACCCUGGCCCAAUGCUGUGUCAGGGCCCGGGGCCCCAGGAGGGUCAGAGGAUCGUCGUGAAGAUCAACCCCGAGAAAUUCUUUCAUCCUGCCUUCAACUACGACUUCACCAACGUCCAGGAUAGAAACAGGACAUUUCUGCGGGGCAACGAGCGCUACGUCCGCCCCUGUGGUUGGAACCGCGUCGCUCUGUGGGUCACUAACGUGUACGAGGACGGCGAUGCCUGGCUCGGGACGGACGCGCAGGCGUGGCCGGUGUCUUAUCACGGACACAAAAUGGACGGAUCCCUCGGAAUCAUCCUGGCGCACAAAGGAGAACCAGGCCAGGAACCGGUCUGGUUCCUGGAAGCCGCGGCGGCGGCGGCUGCGGCUGCUGGCAACACCAAGGGCCGCGGCGUCUACUCCACCCCCGACAUCCGACUGGCUGAGACGUACUGCCAGACCUUCACGUCUAAAGAGGACGGCAAGACCUACAAGGUGGUCCUUCAGAACCGGAUCAACCCCAGGAAGAGGGUGCAGUGUCAGCGUGAGGGCGUGUGGUUGGUCUACGUCCCUGAAGACUCCACCCACCUCCAGACCAUCAACAUCGUCCAGAAUGCACUGCGGCCCUACGGCCUCCUGCUCAAACAGGUGUAGCUGCAGCCUAUAAUCCAGGAGUGACCACUGGUGUUUACCAAUAAGUAAUCGAGUAAACAAGUAAUCUGUUAACGAUUCAUGACUGGCCAGAAAAUAAGAAACUGCAGAUGACGAGUUAGUGGUUAACGACUAAUGAUGAGCAACUAGUUCCUGGAUCAGUUUGAUGGUCCAGGGUGCUCUGCCUCUAUCUUGGUCCUGAUUGGUCUGUUAUAACGAGAUUAAACUGUUAAUGAAUCCACUUCCUGUUUCUUCGUUUCUUCUUCUGUGGUUGUUUUCCUGCUUCAUGGUCUUUAACUGAUUAAACCAGCUUCAAACAACAAA
Cynoglossus semilaevis (tongue sole) is the source of this 1434-nucleotide messenger RNA. RefSeq lists its product as uncharacterized. The record is from RefSeq and is a predicted model, not a curated record. The transcript has 3 exons. Bases 175 to 1113 code for a protein of 312 amino acids. Lineage: Eukaryota; Metazoa; Chordata; Actinopteri; Pleuronectiformes; Cynoglossidae.